UCCUGCCCCUCCCGCGAGGGCGGCCCGAAAACCCGGAGCGCGGGAGUACUGCUCCGCCGGGCCGGGCGGCAGCACUGGGCAUGCUCAGUAGCCGGGGCAGGUUUUUCGGUCGCAAGUAGGAAGCUUUUUGCACUACACCGGAGACCGGGAGCCACGGAUCCCGCCGCCGCGCCCGCACCGCCGCCGCGCCCUCCCCAGCCCGUCCGGCCCCUGGCGGGCGUGAUGAGCCCGCGCCUGAGCCUCAGCCGGCCCUCCGGGCACUGAGCGCGGGCGCCCAGGGCGCGUUGCGCAGCUGCUCCUGCGCACAACCCCGCUGCCGCCGGCCCGCACCGGCCGCCCGGAGCGAGAGGCUGGUCCGUGCACUGCGCCCGGCGCCGGCCGCGGAGCAGGAAGCGCAGGCCACGCAGGGACCCAACUGGAACAAAGUGUCUGCCGCCGGGUGCCGCGCCCCGACCCCGCCGCGCCCCUGCGCCGCCCACCAUGGCCUCCGAGGAGCUGUACGAGGUGGAAAGAAUUGUCGACAAAAGGAAAAACAAGAAAGGAAAAACAGAGUAUCUGGUGCGUUGGAAAGGCUAUGAGAGUGAAGAUGACACGUGGGAGCCGGAGCAGCACCUGGUGAACUGUGAGGAAUAUAUCCAUGACUUCAAUCGGCGCCACAGUGACAGGCAGAAGGAAGGUAGCCUGGCCCGUGCCAACAGAGCCUCCCCCAGCAACGCCCGGAAGCAGAUCUCCAGGUCCACCCACAGUAACCUCUCCAAGACUGCCCCCAAAGCACUUGUGGUAGGCAAAGACCAUGAAUCCAAAAACAGCCAGCUGUUGGCUACCAGCCAGAAGUUCAGGAAAAACACAGCCCCAUCUCUUGCAAACCGCAAGAACAUGGACCUUGCCAAGUCAGGGAUCAAGAUUCUCGUGCCUAAGAGCCCUGUAAAGGGCAGGACCUCGGUGGACAGCUUCCAGGCGGAGAGUCCUGAGAAGCUGGACCCUGUGGAGCAGGGUCCCGAGGACACCACAGCACCAGAGGUGACUGCAGAGAAGCCCAUUGGAGCUUUGCUGGGCCCUGGUGCAGAACGAGCCAGGAUGGGGAGCAGGCCCCGAAUACAUCCACUAGUGCCUCAGGUUGCUGGCCCCGUGACUGCUGCCAUGGCCACGGGCUUAGCUGUUAAUGGAAAAGGUACAUCUCCGUUCAUGGAUGCCCUAACAGCCAAUGGAACAGCCACCAUACAGACAUCUGUUACAGGAGUGACAGCCGGGAAAAGGAAAUUUAUUGACGACAGAAGAGACCAGCCUUUUGACAAGCGGUUGCGUUUCAGUGUGAGGCAGACAGAGAGUGCCUACAGAUACAGAGAUAUUGUCGUCAGGAAGCAGGAUGGCUUCACCCACAUCUUGUUAUCCACAAAGUCAUCAGAGAAUAACUCACUAAACCCAGAGGUGAUGAAAGAAGUUCAGAGUGCCCUGAGCACCGCUGCGGCCGACGACAGCAAGCUGGUGCUGCUCAGCGCUGUGGGCAGUGUCUUCUGUUGUGGUCUGGACUUUAUUUAUUUUAUACGGCGUCUCACGGACGACAGAAAGAGAGAAAGCACUAAGAUGGCAGAUGCUAUCAGAAACUUCGUGAAUACUUUCAUUCAGUUUAAGAAGCCUAUUAUUGUAGCAGUUAAUGGCCCAGCCAUUGGACUAGGAGCAUCCAUAUUGCCUCUUUGUGAUGUGGUUUGGGCUAACGAAAAGGCUUGGUUUCAAACACCCUAUACCACCUUCGGACAGAGUCCAGAUGGCUGCUCUACCGUUAUGUUUCCCAAGAUUAUGGGAGGAGCGUCUGCAAAUGAAAUGCUGCUCAGUGGGCGCAAGCUGACGGCACAGGAGGCAUGUGGCAAGGGCCUGGUUUCCCAGGUGUUUUGGCCAGGGACCUUCACCCAGGAAGUCAUGGUUCGCAUCAAGGAGCUGGCCUCAUGUAACCCAGUUGUCCUGGAGGAAUCCAAAGCCCUGGUACGCUGUAACAUGAAGGUGGAGCUGGAGCAGGCCAACGAGAGAGAAUGUGAGGUGCUGAAGAGAAUCUGGGGCUCGGUCCAGGGCAUGGACUCCAUGUUAAAGUACUUACAGAGGAAAAUCGACGAGUUUUGAGUGGCAGGCUGAGCAGGACAUCAGUGGCUCCCACUUGCCACGGCCAUCCUCAACAGUAGCUCGUGCUUGGAAGCAGGACUGGAAACAUCCAAGCUAUUUAUUACCAAGGAGUUUUUAAGUACUGUAACUUUAAAAUAACUACAAAGCUU
Messenger RNA from Phodopus roborovskii (desert hamster), 2264 nucleotides. It is a transcript of the gene Cdyl, whose product is annotated as chromodomain Y like. The coding region runs from base 481 to 2115 and encodes 544 amino acids. The record is from RefSeq and is a predicted model, not a curated record. Lineage: Eukaryota; Metazoa; Chordata; Mammalia; Rodentia; Cricetidae. The transcript is spliced from 7 exons. Gene Ontology annotation, cellular component: nucleus. Gene Ontology annotation, molecular function: transcription corepressor activity.